GUCCGCCUUCAGUUGCAUUUUGUCAGCGGUUUCGUGACGAAGCUCCAAGCGGUUUAAAACUUCAAUCAAUUAAAACCGUUUUCAAGUCAAAUAAAAUAAAAAGAAGAGAAAAAAAACGCCAUCAAGUGUCCCAAACAAUUACCACUACUACGAUUUUUUUUCGAGUGAUUGUUUCGCGGGGAGUGGCGGCGGAAAUCAACAAGGAAAUCCAAGGAAAAAAUAUACAAAACUUGCCAGGCAAAUGGGCCAAGAGGAUCAGGAACUGUUGAUACGCGGUGGCAGUAAACACACCUCCGCCGAGCAUCUGAAUAAUGCUGAUGGUGGCGCCACAUCACAGAGUUGCAUUAAUCAGGGCUUUGGCCAGACGAAGAACUACGGCACUCUCCGGCCGCCAAGUCCGCCAGACGGCUCCGGAUCCGGCACCGUCGACGGCCAACUGGCCGAGAACUUGACCUAUGCCUGGCAUAAUUUGGAUAUUUUUGGAGCCGUAAACCAGCCCGGAUCCGGAUGGCGUCAGUUGGUGAAUCGAACACGUGGCUUGUUCUGCAACGAGCGACACAUUCCAGCGCCCAGAAAGCACUUGCUGAAAAAUGUUUGCGGCGUGGCCUAUCCGGGUGAACUGUUGGCCGUAAUGGGCAGUUCUGGUGCCGGAAAGACGACCCUCUUGAAUGCCUUGGCCUUCCGCUCGCCGCAGGGCAUCCAGGUCUCGCCAUCCGGAAUGAGAUUGUUGAACGGCCAGCCCGUGGAUGCCAAAGAGAUGCAGGCCAGGUGCGCCUAUGUCCAGCAAGAUGACCUCUUCAUUGGCUCUUUGACGGCCCGGGAGCACUUGAUCUUUCAGGCCAUGGUGCGUAUGCCCCGGCACUUGAGUUACCGCCAGCGUGUGGCCCGCGUCGACCAGGUGAUUCAGGAGCUGUCGCUGAGCAAGUGCCAGCACACGAUCAUCGGAGUGCCGGGCCGGGUCAAAGGUCUGUCGGGUGGGGAGCGGAAGCGACUGGCCUUCGCCUCGGAGGCUCUCACCGAUCCACCAUUGCUGAUCUGCGACGAACCCACCUCCGGCCUGGACUCCUUCACCGCCCACAGUGUCGUCCAGGUGCUGAAGAAACUCUCCCAGAAGGGCAAGACGGUCAUUCUGACGAUCCAUCAGCCCUCCUCCGAGCUGUUCGAGCUCUUUGACAAAAUCCUUCUAAUGGCCGAGGGCAGGGUGGCCUUUUUGGGGACACCCAGUGAAGCGGUGGACUUUUUCUCCUACGUCGGCGCCCAAUGUCCGACCAACUACAAUCCGGCUGAUUUUUAUGUUCAAGUUCUGGCGGUAGUGCCGGGCCGUGAAAUAGAAUCCCGUGACAGGAUUGCCAAGAUCUGUGACAAUUUCGCCAUUAGUAAAGUGGCCCGGGAUAUGGAGCAGCUGUUGGCCACCAAGAAUUUGACGCAACCAUUGGAGCAACGUGAAAAUGGAUAUACCUACAAGGCAACCUGGUUUAUGCAGUUUCGGGCGGUGCUUUGGAGGUCAUGGCUGUCGGUAUUAAAGGAGCCAUUGCUGGUCAAAGUGCGACUCAUUCAGACAACGAUGGUGGCCAUUUUAAUUGGCCUAAUUUUUUUGGGCCAACAACUGACGCAGGUGGGCGUGAUGAACAUCAAUGGAGCCAUAUUCCUCUUUCUGACAAACAUGACCUUCCAGAAUGUCUUUGCCACCAUUAAUGUUUUCACCUCGGAACUUCCGGUCUUUAUGAGGGAGGCCAGGAGUCGCCUUUAUCGCUGCGAUACCUACUUCCUGGGCAAGACCAUCGCCGAACUGCCGCUAUUCCUUACCGUACCGCUCGUUUUCACGGCCAUUGCCUAUCCGAUGAUUGGCCUCCGGGCCGGUGUCCUGCACUUCUUCAACUGCUUGGCCCUCGUCACCCUGGUGGCCAAUGUCUCCACGUCCUUCGGCUACUUGAUAUCCUGUGCCAGCUCCUCGACAUCGAUGGCCCUGUCAGUGGGUCCACCUGUUAUUAUACCCUUCCUGCUAUUUGGUGGAUUCUUCCUGAAUUCGGGUUCGGUGCCGGUGUACCUGAAAUGGUUGUCUUACCUCUCAUGGUUCCGUUACGCCAACGAGGGACUCCUCAUCAAUCAGUGGGCGGACGUAGAGGCAGGCGAGAUAUCCUGCACAUCCUCAAACACCACGUGUCCCAGCUCGGGGAAGGUUAUCCUGGAGACGUUGAACUUUUCGGCCGCCGAUCUGCCGCUGGACUAUAUCGGCUUGGCCAUACUGAUUGUGGGCUUCCGAGGAUUCGCCUAUCUGGCCUUGAGGCUACGGGCCCGACGCAAGGAGUAGCCGGAGACCAUCCUGUAGUUAAUUUUUUUUUUAUUAUAAUAAUUAUUAUUGUGUUUAUUGUUUUGCUGCCCCCACAAAAAAAAAUAAUAAGAAAAUCAUUAUUUACAGAAGAAAUAAAUUCAAUUUUUUAACAAAACAUAACAUGCUUUCGGUUUAGUAACAAAUCUACUUCUAUAACCGACACUUGUCUAUAUACUUCAAAUCAAUAUACAUACUCACCACCACCGACUGAGCGAAACCCACCACCUGAAACGGCAAACUCACCACUUUGCGGCCAGUUCAUUUUGCUCGAUGACCUUGGAGCUGAGCAGUUGGGUUCUUAAGUUCUCAGUUCAUUUGGUUCCAAUCAACACCAAAGAUGAUUAUAUAGAUAUGAGACGGUAUUUGUUCACUAUAGUUUUCUGAAAAAAAUCUGUUGCAUAUACAAUAACAAUAACAAAAAG
Molecule: messenger RNA, 2754 nt
Organism: Drosophila bipectinata
Lineage: Eukaryota; Metazoa; Arthropoda; Insecta; Diptera; Drosophilidae
Gene: w
Product: eye pigment precursor family transporter white
Biological process (GO): transmembrane transport
Cellular component (GO): plasma membrane; cytoplasmic vesicle membrane
Molecular function (GO): ABC-type transporter activity; ATP hydrolysis activity; ATP binding
Source: RefSeq, a predicted model, not a curated record